AUGGCAGCGACAGGAAACAAUAACACACUGAAAGGCCGGAGCAAAGGGCGUCAAAAGCUAUGGGCUAGGAAGCAACAGAGGAAAGAGUUGGUUGAUCUCAGGGCUCUCCUCUUCCAUUUCGCACAAGCUGUGGCAGAAGACAACCACCUGUUCGCCAAUGAACUUCUAAAGAUGAUAAGAGAACACUCCUCAGCAGAUGGUGAUUGUACUGAGAGACUGGCAUUUUACUUGGCGGACGGCCUCGAGGCAUGCUUGGCUGGGAUCGGGGGUCAGGUUUAUAAAAACCUCAUGGAGAGGACGUCAUACUACUUUGCCAGCCAAGCUAUUCUUGAUGACUCAAAAGGGCAACAAAGGGUGCACAUCGUUGAUUUUGGCAUCGGCUACGGCUUUCAGUGGCCAUUAAUGAUUCAGAGGUUUGCACAGCGAGAAGAGGGAGCCCCUAAGCUUCGGAUCACAGGUAUAGACGUUACUCACCCAUGUUUCCACCCCUGCGAAAUGAUCGAGGAGACAGGGGAGCGGUUGGCUGAUUAUGCAAACAUGUUCAAGGUACCUGUUCAGUAUCAGGGCAUUGUGGCUUCAAGAUGGGACACUAUCAAAAUUGAGGAUCUUAACAUUGAUGAGGAUGAAGUUCUCAUAAUUAACUGCAUAUUCCGGAUGAAGAAUCUUGGUCAUGAAACCGCAGGAAUAAAUAGCGCAAGGGAUGAGGUAAUGAAAACUAUGAGGAGGAUGAACCCAAAGAUUUUUAUUUCUGGCACAAUGAAUGGGUUACACAGUUCUCCCUUCUUCAUACAACGGUUCAAAGAGGUUAUGCUCCAUUACUCCCCAAUGUUUGAUAUGCUUGAUGCAAAUGUUCCACGGAAUAAUAAGGCAAGAAAGAUGAUUGAGAGAAGCCUAUUUGGGACGGACGCACUUAACAUCAUAGCAUGUGAGGGCGCGGACAGAACUGAGAGGCCAGAAAGUUACAGACAGUGGCAAGCAAGGUUCCUCAAGGCUGGGUUCCAGCAGCUUCCUGUGGAUCCAGCCUUCUUGAAAAGAGUACACAUGAAGAACUCACUUUAUCAUGAGGAAUUCUUUGCUGUUGAAGAUCGCGGUUGGCUGCUACAAGGAUGGAAAGGGAGGGUACUUUAUGCUAUAUCCAAAUGGAAACCUAAUGAAACAUAUGAUAAUCAGUAA
This is a messenger RNA of Aegilops tauschii subsp. strangulata, 1173 nucleotides long. NCBI's taxonomy places the organism in Eukaryota, Viridiplantae, Streptophyta, Magnoliopsida, Poales, Poaceae. The record is from RefSeq and is a predicted model, not a curated record.